Messenger RNA from Hemicordylus capensis (graceful crag lizard), 4475 nucleotides. RefSeq lists its product as uncharacterized. Lineage: Eukaryota; Metazoa; Chordata; Lepidosauria; Squamata; Cordylidae. The transcript is spliced from 6 exons. The record is from RefSeq and is a predicted model, not a curated record. Bases 542 to 2791 code for a protein of 749 amino acids.
AGCCACCCCAAGCAGAAGUGUACUGGAGAGGUGGGGCACUAAUAUAAUUGAUUGAUUGAUUGAUUGAUUGAUGCCAGAGAGGAAACCUGAGAACAUGGCUGGACUUCCAUUCAACCCCCAAAGAGACUUCCAGUGGCCAAACAGACUUGAAAUGGACUCUGCGGAACUUGGGUCUGGUCUCCCCUUCUGAACGUCUAAGGGAAGAAGAUGGAUGGUUUGAUGGAUGGUUUGAUAUCGGUAGAGAGCCUGUGUGAAGAUGGCCAUGACAUCAUCUUGCAUCAUCACGACCCGCUUCCGACAUUCUUCUGGCCCCCACCCCACCAGCUGCAGGUUGCCAUAGGGACCGCGAUAAACAAUGACGCAUCAUCGGGCUUCAGUUGCCCACUCCCUAACCGACUUUCCAGCGGUUAAAGAGUACUGACAGCAGGCUCUUCUCAUUGGAGAGAUUGCCUGGUCUGCUCUCGCCAGAGAGAUCAUCUUCUUGUCCUUCUUGUUGUUGUUUUUGUUGUCCAGUGGACUUCUUUAGACGUUGACAGUCAUCAUGGCAGAUGAGUCGACUGAAAAGAGGCCGUCUGCUGGCUCCGCCUGUACGAGCGCGAGCUCGGCCGGGGAAGGAGGCGGUUCGCCCAGCAGCUUCCUCGAGACACCGACGCCGACCAUUGGUUCCACCUCCAUGUGGUCCUCUGUCUCUGACCUCUCCCUUCAGUCCAUCGAAGGGAGGGACAGCAGGGACCACAGAGACCCAGCAGAGGGAGAUCUGCGGAAGCCGCAGCGGGAGCACCAGUGGCCUGGCUCGCUGGCGGCAUCCCCAUACCAUCUCCCCAGACCCUUCUUUGGGCCGCUGGCCCCCAGCCGUCCCACUGCGGGCCCCAUGGCCCAAUUCUUUGGCCAUCCAUCCUUUGGCCAGCUGCGACCUCCAGAGCCGGAAGAGUUCCCACCAUUCUUGCAUAGGGUGAGGGAGGCUCCUGGCUACAGACAUGCCACGCUUGCCCCCAUCCCUCCUGCGGAGACAACAUCUCUGGCCCAGCUUGCCCCCAUCCCUCCUGCUGCAAGAACAUCUCUGGCCCAGCCGGCCAGGGCGGACCCGGCGCGCAAAAGGAAUCUGGUCCUGCUGGCCCACCGGCUGCAAUCAGAAGGCAGCAGCACCACCGCUGCCGCUGGGGGGUUCCGCCCAGCCCCACCGGAUCAGCCCAGGAGCGGCAAGCCGACGGACAUUCGCCGUGCGUCCAGAGUCUUGAUUCCUGCCACUGAGCAGACACUGGCCAUCCAAAUCAAAGAGCCUGCAACUCAGAAGGCAGAAGGCUUCAGCACCGGUGCUGCACGAAGAAUGAAGAUCCCAGAGUUGGGACCACACAGAGCAGGGACCCAGGAGCGCCACCCACCAUCUCCUCCCCAGCUGAAGGGUCGAGGAAUGGCCAAGGGAGGAACAGCCCCGCAGUUGCUUCCGGAAUUCCUCUUCCCGCCUCCUCCACCAGAGCCAACCAAAGUGCUCUCCAAGGGAACGGCUUCCCACCUGGUAGCCCCAGGAGACAAGAACACCCAAUGCGCCAAGCCAAGGCUGCAGCUCUUUGACUUUUUGCCGCCCAUCUCCUCUGCACCCAAAAAGGCCAAGGACCGCACAUAUGGGGAGUUGGUGGGCAGGAAACUCCCUGCAGAGAACAUUGCAAAGAGGGCAAGGGCAGCAGGGGCAGAGAGCGUGCCAGCACCCAAGGUUCCACGGGGAAGCCCAAAGGCUGAGCGGGAGGCGAGAUCUGGAGAGACGGCCAAAGCACCCCUGGACCAGAAGGAAGGGAGAACUGCACAGAAGAUCCCCACUUGCCAUCUGGAGCUGGCCGUCCAACCCCAUCAGCCGAUGAAACCUGCAGGUAGCAUGCCAGGCCAGAAGCUGUUGAAAAUGCCUCAGGUCCUGCCAGGAAGGGGGAAAGCACGGCUGCUACCACCUGAAGCCGAAGCAGGGAACACCAAGAGGAAGAAAGUGGGGGCAGAGUCCAGUGGAUCCGCCCAGGCUGUGCCCCCGACUCCGAGGAGCAGCCUGGCCAGAAUGAUGCGGGACUCCGUGCAGGUGUUCCAUGCCCUGGGCCCCCCGGCAGAGUCCAAGAGUGCAGAGGGACAUCCCGGGCAGAGCGUGCCCCAAAAGACACCAGCGAUGUCCAUGGGAAGGCCACCAUCCGGAAGCACAGCUGAGCCACCACCAAGGCCUUUGGCAGCCCUGCCAAGCAGACCAGCGGGGAAGGCACCGCCCAGCUCCAUGGCCAGGCCAGCAGCCAUGCCGAUGGCCAACCUCCCCCCUAGCUCCCUGGCCCACCCACAAUCAACGCCAGUGUGGAGGCCGCCGGGAUCCCGUCCCUUCAUGCUCCGGCCCUCCUCCCUGGCGCAGGCAAAUAGCUUGCGGAUGCAUGGUCUUGCUGGGAGGACCUUUGGCCAGCCCCCGCCGGCCCCUCAACCACAGCCACAGCCUUGGGGUCCCACACCAACCCACCGACCCGUCCUCCCUGCCCACCAAGCCUCCACGGAGCAUCCGGUCCUUCCACCUGGUCCCCAGCGCACGACAGGAGAGCAGGAGUUUAAGGGGGACACGUUCAUCCCUUGGAGGACGCCCCCGGCCCACCUGGAAGUCUCCCGGCCCAUGACGGAGGAGCAACGGCCCGUCCGGGAGCUGAUGCGGCGGCGGGCUCAAAGAGCGAGGGAAGAGGCGGCUCAGUGGACAUCAGCCGGCCGGAGGCAGUAUUUCGUGGAGCGGGAGGAGGAAAUGGACAUCUCCCUUCAGUAUGGCUACCCCUGGCUCCACUGAGAGGUCCUUUUGCGAAGAGCCAGACAAGUUGCCCCCAAGAAAGAGAAGCAAGCCACACGGAAUGCCCCUCCCCUUGGCCUCCUGCGGAGGGGAGGGAGUUUGUCCCAGCCACGCUCCGCAGGAGGCCCCAAAGGCACCUGAUUGGCCCGUUCAGUUCUGGGGGCGGGGGGCGGGGUGUGCCCGAGGAUGGGAAGAGUGGUGUAUUUGGGUGGGUAGCAUCGACCUGCCGAGCGGCGGCUUCCCCGGACAUCGGCGGUCAUUUUAGCGGCCUGAGGGGGCAUAGGCCUGCGGCUGGAGUGCGGCGGCAUCGGCCCCGGGGCGGCAUCUUCGGGGCUUGGGGCCCUUGGUUUGUCCGGGUUGGGCCUUCCUGGCCUGGGGCGUAUUGGGCAGCCUAACUGGGCGGGACUGGUGGUUGCUCUGAUUGGUGGCACUUAUUUGGGGCCCUGCAGCUCCCUGCGGUUGGGUGAGGGUGUUGGUUGGCCUUGGGGUUACUGGCAUUUUUCGUGUCCCUCUUCUCUUCCGUUGGCUUCUUUGGGGGGUCGGAGUGGGGGUCUCUCAGGAGGGCAGCGAGUGGCUCUCUGGGCGCUCUUCUCUCCACGCCCGUCGUGUUCUUUUGCCCGUGGGGUUUUCGGGGUUGUUCUUGGUGGCAUUGGGGGUUGGUUAUUCUGGGCCCCUGCAAUUCGCCCACAUGCCUAGGAAAGCCAAGGAGAAAACCGGUGGUCAGCCUAUCAGGGGGCCAAGCGGCCUGCACCUCCAGCUUCUUCCUCUGAUGAGGAUGAUGAGGAGAUGGUUCUAAUUAGGGGCCUGAUCAACAGAAUGGAAGCUCUGGAGAAGGCCAAGGCUUCCAUUCUGUUGGAAGCAAGGGGGCUGGCCCGUCUGGAGCGCCGAAGGAAGUUCCUCGACGCACGCGUGGUGCUGCUGGAACACAGUUACGAAAAUCUCUCUCUGACAGGUUAGGAGCUCUUGAAAAGGGCGAGGGCCCGCCCGGCCCAGCACUGCCUGCAGAGCCGGCUGAUCCUGUGUUGCCAGUGCCUGGCGUUCCUGUUCCUGCGAUGCCUUCUCCUGCGGUUCCGGAAUCCCCGCUGCCAUCGGAUCAACCCCCUGUGGAUCCAUCUUUGCCUCCGUCCCCGGGUGCUGGCGGAGCGGCGGCUCCUGUUCCGGUCCUGGUUUGCCCCCAUUCGUCGGUCUUUGGGGCCUUCAAGAGGGCCAGCUCCUCCCAUUGGGGCACCCAGUUGGGUUUUGGAACGCAUGCUUCAGUUUCUUGGUUGGGUAGGAGGUGCAUGUUAUGGAGCCAGUCGCUCCCUGCCAUUUGGGAUGAUUGAGCUAGGUUCCCUGGGCCUGAUGUCAUUGUGGUUCACUUGGGGGGAAACGAUUUGGGUGGGCGGGCUGGUCUCUCUCUUUUUAUUAUUACUAUUUCCCCGCCCCAGCUCUUCCGUUUGGGCCGAGCAUCCCCCCCCUUCCCUGGAGCAGAGCGGGUCUAGUGACUGGUCGCCCUUCUGGGGCCGAGUAGGAAUUUUUGGCUCUCAACGCAUUGGCCACUGUUGGGAGUUUUUUCGCCUACUCCGUUCUGCGUUGGGGGUUUGAGUUAGAAUUAGGCUGGUCACACGGUUAUUAUGGGUUAUUAUGGCUUAUUAUGGCUUAUUAUUGUUAUUGGUGAAUAAAGUUGUGGCCCUUUUCACCCAAA